Thamnophis elegans (Western terrestrial garter snake) is the source of this 2334-nucleotide messenger RNA. It is a transcript of the gene GMEB1, whose product is annotated as glucocorticoid modulatory element binding protein 1. Gene Ontology annotation, biological process: positive regulation of transcription by RNA polymerase II. Bases 123 to 1802 code for a protein of 559 amino acids. Gene Ontology annotation, molecular function: DNA-binding transcription activator activity, RNA polymerase II-specific; RNA polymerase II cis-regulatory region sequence-specific DNA binding. The transcript is spliced from 10 exons. Gene Ontology annotation, cellular component: nucleus. The record is from RefSeq and is a predicted model, not a curated record. NCBI's taxonomy places the organism in Eukaryota, Metazoa, Chordata, Lepidosauria, Squamata, Natricidae.
CGCUCGGAGACGGUAAACGGAGGGGGAGGGAAACGCAGGACGACGUUCUUGUUGCCGCUGCGCUACGGGAGCCGGGACGCAGACAUACUUGUCACCCGGUCGCUCAGACUUCAUGUGAACAAAUGGCAAAUGCUGAAGUAAGCAUUCCUGUAGGAGAUGUGGUUGUUGUGCCAACCGAAGGAACGGAGGGGGGAAACCCAGAAGAUACCAAAACCCAGGUUAUAUUACAACUGCAGCCAGUUCAACAAGGCAGAAUUUAUCAAGAGAGCGCUGAAACGAAUGCGGCCGUGAUGGCUGUAGAAACACAUACCAUACACAAACUUGAAGAUGGCAUCGAUGCCAGUGUCCUUGAAAGCAGUGAGGAAAUUGAGAUUGUUUACCCCAUUACCUGUGGAGAUAGCAAGGCCAUCUUGCUCUGGAAGAAGUUUGUGUGCCCAGGAAUCAAUGUCAAGUGUGUUAAGUUCAAUGAUCAGCUUAUCAGCCCCAAGCACUUUGUUCACCUGGCUGGCAAGUCCACCCUGAAGGACUGGAAGCGAGCCAUCCGCCUAGGAGGAAUCAUGCUGAGGAAGAUGAUGGACUCUGGGCAAAUUGAUUUCUAUCAGCAUGACAAAGUGUGCACCAACACCUGCCGAAGCACCAAGUUUGAUCUCCUGUUCAGCAGUGCCAGGGCCCCAGUACCAGGACAAACAAGCCUGGUACAGACUCCCACUUCUGCUGAUGGAAGCAUCACCCAAAUUGCAGUGUCUGAGGAAAGUGUAGAAGAAGGGAUUGAAUGGAAUUCUGCUAUGACAGCAGCAGUCACUAUGGCAACCGAUGAGGGAAUCAAGAAAGACCCAGAGGAGAUAUCAGAGGAGAUGCUGAUGUUUUGGAAAGGCAUUGCUGAUGUGGGCUUAAUGGAAGAAGUGGUCUGUAAUAUUCAGAAGGAGAUAGAGGAGGUGCUAAGAGGGGUACAGCAAAGGCUUGCCCAAUCCCCUUUCCAGAUUACCGAUGCUGCUGUUCUAAAUAAUGUCGCUCACACUUUUGGUCUGAUGGACACAGUGAAGAGGGUGCUGGAUAACAGGAAGAGUCAAACAGACCAGGGAGAGGAGCAAUUUCUUAACACUUUGGCAGCACUAGAUCGCCAGCUAGAAGACCAGAAGAAGAUUGCCAGGGACCCAUCCAUUCAGAAUGUGAUCCUGAUGCCCGUCAACACUCCAAAGCCUCCCAAAAGGCCCCGGUUAAAACGUCCAGCUUCAGCCACAGUUCUAAGCCCCUCGGCUCCCAUCCAGCAACCUCAAUUCACCGUCAUCUCGCCCAUCACCCUCGCACCCAUGGGACAGCAGUUUUCCGUUAGCAACAUUCCAAUGGCCACGAUCAGCCAGGGCUCCAGCCCGGUGACUGUCCACACAUUGCCCUCCGGUUCCCAGCUUUUCCGCUACGCCACCGUGGUUUCUUCCUCCAAAACCAGCUCAACCGAUACCGUGACACUUCACCCCUCCUCGAGCUUAGCCCUGCUGAGCUCGGCAGCGAUGCAGGACAGCGGGACACUUGCUAAUGUGGCCACCAUGGUCAACCCCGUGGAACUGGUGGCCAUGGAGUCUGGCCUGACUUCGACCAUCCAGGCAGUCGAAGGCACUUCAGAGGACGGACAGACAAUCAUAGAAAUAGACCCAGCGCCUGAUCCAGAAGCCGAUCCUGAAGAAUCAGGGGGGAAAGCUGUGAUUUUGGGGACAGAGUUGAGGACUGAGGAGAAGGUGGUGGCUGAGGUUGAUGAACAUCAGCAUCAGGUCCAUAAUGUGGAGAUCGUAGUCUUGGAGGACUAAGUCAGCAAGUCAUCCGGCCUUGCUAAAAAUGAUUGUUCACCUCUUACUUUUUAUAUUGGUUUGACCCUCCCCCCCCCCUUUUUCUUUUCUUUUCUACAGCCUUGCAGGUAAGUUCACAGGAAUGCUGAUCAUCACUUUUAAACAUUUUCUUUAGCGGGGAAAGAGCAGGCAGGCUGGGAUGAUGGUUUGUGGGAAAAGGAGAGAGGUCAGGAUUUUACCCUGCCUGGUUUUAUGGGGAAACAAGCCAUUGCUGUUAUCCCUCGGUGAGGAAGGAUAGCAAAUCCGUAGACCCAGAUUGGAAGCGAUCCUUCUUGGGAUUGUCUGUCUCAAAAACAAAGUAAGCCGGCUCCUGGAAAUGUAACGACUGGAUGAGUAAUGACCUUAAAAACAAGAGCUUCCAUCUUCCCCCUAGGAAGGGAGAUUCCAUGUCCCGUUUCAGACUUUUCAAGCAUUUUGCUUUUUUUUGGAAGUCGCAGAAGAAACACAGCAACCUGAUUGAUCAGGUCACCAACCCUUCUUUGUGUUCUUUUUU